CGGAAGCUUAGCGGGGCUCUGAAGGUGCACGGUCCAAUUCACCUUCAGCUGCAUUUUACGAAGUAGCAACUUUCAAAAAAAGAUCGCCAUUAUCAAAGGGUUUACAAUAAUUCCUCCCGUCUACCCUCAGCGCGCUAAAGUUGCGCUCUACUUUUAGCCAUGAGUAGGGACAAUGUGCCGUCGAUCGGCACCCUCGACAGGCCCGAGGACCUGAAAGACUUACUGAAACAGGAUCGGGGCGAAGAUUGCCUCCCGUGCAGAGUCGUAGGAGGCGGUGCGUUUAUCAGCCUAGCGGCUUAUAGCUACUUUUCCGGCCAGCGAGAACUCGAGAAGAACCGGGCGCAGAUCAUAGCGAGGAAAUCGAUGUUCGGUAUGCGCAGUCGGAGAUUCGGUAUCGCGGCUACGUCGUUGGGGUUGGCCUGGUUGGGGGUCUGGAGGUUGUUUUUAUAGGGGAGGGGAGGGGAGGGGGGCAUGAUGAUGGGUUAGUUAAGAUGUCGUGUAUAGUCCGCGGGACGCAAGAUACCAGGACGAAAACCGAACCACUCCACUCUUAUACAGCACAGCACAGCACAACACGACUUCGCGACGAGAGCCCGGCGCAGCGACCUUGUUGUUUGCGCUAGCCCUACGGCUUACUGGAAAGAUCGCGCUUUGGGGUUGUCAGGUCAAGCAGAUGUAGUGUUACUGGAAGGACGAUGCUAAUGUCAGUCGGUUGCACGAUGCGAGUCUCGACAUGAUCUUGGGCACGAGGGUCAUCAUAGAUAAGAUUCCCCGCUCGCCGUAUUGUGGAAAUAUUCUCGCAGCAUCUCUUUACACCCGCUCUUCGAAAUACCUUUUAUAAGAACAGCCUCGUAUAGGAAGUGAGGCAAGUCGAUACCCGAGGCGU
Messenger RNA from Daldinia decipiens, 886 nucleotides. RefSeq lists its product as uncharacterized. The coding region runs from base 160 to 450 and encodes 96 amino acids. The transcript has 3 exons. The record is from RefSeq and is a predicted model, not a curated record. NCBI's taxonomy places the organism in Eukaryota, Fungi, Ascomycota, Sordariomycetes, Xylariales, Hypoxylaceae.